Molecule: messenger RNA, 1509 nt
Organism: Moesziomyces antarcticus
Lineage: Eukaryota; Fungi; Basidiomycota; Ustilaginomycetes; Ustilaginales; Ustilaginaceae
Product: WD40 repeat-like protein
Exons: 5
Coding region: 1-1509 (502 amino acids)
Biological process (GO): maturation of SSU-rRNA from tricistronic rRNA transcript (SSU-rRNA, 5.8S rRNA, LSU-rRNA)
Cellular component (GO): nucleolus; small-subunit processome
Molecular function (GO): protein binding
Source: RefSeq, a predicted model, not a curated record
AUGAAAAUCAAGGCUCUGUCGAGGUCUCUCGACGUGCACGCCCCCGCUCGUCAGGGCGAUCCCGCCCCGCUCUCUCGCAACCUCGAUCCGGCGCUCCAUCCCUUCGACAAGCCACGCGAGUACACGCGGGCCGUCAAUGCCGCCAAGCUCGACCGCCUCUUUGCCAAGCCCUUCGUCGGUGCGCUCGAGGGUCACAUCGACGGCAUCUACUCGAUCGCAAAGGACACCAACCGGCUCAACGUCGUAGCAUCGGGAAGUGGCGACGGAGAGAUUCGUCUAUGGGAUCUAGCACGUCAGAAGCCCAUCUACGUCUACCCGCGCGCACACUCGGGUAUCAUCCAGUCCAUCUGCAUCUCGCCCUUGACCUUCAUGUCUCCCACCGGCAACUCGUCGGUCGGGCGCAGGAUGCUCUCGUGCUCCACCGACAGGACGGUCAAGGUCUGGGACGCGGAUCCCCGUCCCGAUGGUCUCGGGCAAGCCACGUUCAACGCCAUGGAAGACGACGACGACGAUGACAAUGACGACAUGGAAUUGACCACCGGCGGCAGCCUCAGGAGGGGUGGCCUUCUCAGCACGCGCGACAAGGAUGUACCCCCCAGCGAACCUCUCACCGUGUACAGCGGCAAGACGGCAUUCAACUCGCUCACCCACCACGCCACCAGCGCCGUCUUCGCCUCGGCCUCGUCCAACAUCCAGACCUGGGACCUCGAACGAGGUGGCUCGUCAGACCCUCUGCUCUCCAUGACUUGGGGUCCCGACGCGAUCAACGUCGUCAGAUUCAACCUCAGCGAACGCGAAGUGCUGGCCAGUGCAGGCAGCGACCGCGGCAUCGUCCUCUACGAUCUGCGCAGCGGAAAGCCGCUCACCAAGAUGAUCAUGCAGAUGCGCGCAAACGACAUCGCAUGGCACCCUACCGAGCCAACCGUGUUCGCGGUCGCGAGCGAAGACCACAAUGUCUACACAUUCGACAUGCGUCACCUCAACUCGGCAACACAGGUUUACAAGGACCACGUUGCGGCGGUCAUGUCGGUCGACUUCUCUCCCACCGGUACCGAGCUGGUCAGCGGCUCCUAUGACCGUACGUUGCGCAUUUGGGAGUACGGCAAGGGCAACCACUCGCGCGACGUCUACCACACCAAGCGCAUGCAGCGCAUCUUCUCCACCUCCUUCUCUAUGGACGCCAGGUUCGUGCUCAGCGGUUCCGACGACGGCAACCUGCGCAUCUGGAAGGCGCGCGCUAGCGAAAAGCUCGGCAUGCUCAGCGGCAAGGAGAUGGCCAGCAGGGAGUAUUCCGAGAGCCUGCGCAAGAAGUGGAGCGGCGUGGGCGAGGUGAGCAAGAUCGAGAAACAGCGACACGUGCCCAAGGCGAUCAAGCAGGCGCAGCGACUCAAGACCACCAUGAUCGACGCAAGAAAGAACAAGGAGGAGAACAGGAGGAAGCAUUCCAAGGCCGGAGAGAAGAAGCCAAAAGCAGCUCGAAAGGAGGCGAUUCUGUCGCAGCGAGACUGA